CGGGCCUGUCUGUCCAUCCAUCCAUCCGCCCGCCCAGCAGAACUUCCCUCCGAGCUCUUCUGUGCCCAGAGCCAUGAGAUCCCUGCAAGCUUUGGUGCUCCUGGGCCUGACCCUGGGGUGCGUCGCCCAUGCAGUGGUUCUGUCUCAAGCAAGGCUUCCGGACUGUGACUCCGACGAGGCUGAACAAGCGGCCACCGUAGCACUGUAUCAUAUCAACCACAAUGCUGUGCAUGGAUAUAAGCACGCCCUUAACCAGAUCGACAAUAUCAGGGUGCUUCCCCGGAGACCCUUUGGAGAGCUAAUCUUACUUGAGUUGAAAUUAGUGGAGACAGAAUGCCAUGUCGUGAGCCCAGUGCCUGCUGAAAACUGUACAGUAAGGGCACUGCAAAGUCACGCUGUCGAAGCCGACUGCGACGUCAGAAUGCUCAGAGUUCAGGACGACUACAAAGUGACUGCUGUCAAAUGCCAUUCAUCUCCAGACUCAGUUGAAGACCUUGCAAAAAUAUGUCCCGACUGUCCUGUCCUGGCACCACUGAGCAAUCCUGACAUAGUUGCUACGGCUGAGAAAGCCCUCGCAGAUUUCAAUGCUGGCAACGCUCCAGUCUUCUACAAGCUUCUUGAGAUUUCACGCGGGAUGUUCGUGCCUAUGCCUCACUCUAUCUACACGGAGUUUGCAAUUGCUGCCACCAACUGCACAUUCGAGCAAGGUCUGGCCCAUCAGGACUGCUACGUGCAGACCGGCAAGGACUCGAGUUUUGGGUUCUGCAAAGCAACUAUUUACCAGAAAGGAAAAGGUUCUGCCCCUUUAGACGAGAAUGACAUGGUGCAGUGUGACAUCUUUGAACAUGAGGAUACAGCUUUCCAGGCCCAUCAACAGGAUCAUCACUUAAAGGAAAACAUGCCUUCUCCUGGCAUUGGCCGCACUGUUCUUGAUCUCGCACAUUCCCACAAUGACACAUGGGCCUCGCACGAGUCCCAUUCUGCUGAAAUCUUACCAGCUGCCCCAGUGGUCAAAAGAGCAGUCCAGGCAGAAGUGCAAGGGAAGAUUAAACUCCAGGUGUGUCCUGGAAGGUUGAGGCAUUUCCAUGUGUAGGACAGUCCAGGGCUAAGAGCAAAUGAAGCCAUGGAACCACGCAAUUCAUAAAAUCCGUUUUAUAUUUUCCAAAGCCUGAACUCAAACUCUUGAAUCCAAGAAAAGAUUGCCCUGAUAAGUUCCAGAAAAUAGCAAUAGCCUGCAAAAUUUGCUUUCUGUGAUAAGACAGGCUGUGUAUAUUUGUUCCUUUGCUCUGUGUGAGUGCAGAAGCUGGUGCUUGCCACAGAUUUAGAAUCUACCAGCUCCUCUGUCAUCUUAAGUUCCUGAAGAUGCAAGUUUCUUGCUCCUGUGAUUGGAGACAACCAAGAGAAAGGCAGAGAGACAGUAUCUGGAGACAUCACUAGAGUAAGACAAGAGUAGACCAGGGAGACCCUGUCCUAUGUAUUGGUUGUUUUCCCACUCCUUGGGUAGCAAAAUCAGAAUGAAUUGCACAAAUUAUAUCCUAAUUCACACAGCAUGCCAUUUGGGUAACAAACACAUAACAGCUUGAUGAAGAGUCUGGUGGGGAAAAUGUGGUAAGGGAGAAAUAUACACAACAUUGGAUGGAAUUGACCAGAAAGACUUAUCAGAUGUGUUCUCUAAGAUUGACCAAAAAAGUUCCAAAGUGCUAUGUCAAGUUACAGAGCAAUACAUUCUGACACUAGGGACAACCAAAAGAUGGUGCUUCAAAAAUAAAACAUUAAAUUGAAA
This is a messenger RNA of Varanus komodoensis (Komodo dragon), 1783 nucleotides long. It is a transcript of the gene AHSG, whose product is annotated as alpha 2-HS glycoprotein. Gene Ontology annotation, cellular component: blood microparticle; extracellular matrix; extracellular region. The record is from RefSeq and is a predicted model, not a curated record. Gene Ontology annotation, biological process: negative regulation of endopeptidase activity. Bases 74 to 1093 code for a protein of 339 amino acids. Lineage: Eukaryota; Metazoa; Chordata; Lepidosauria; Squamata; Varanidae. The transcript has 7 exons. Gene Ontology annotation, molecular function: cysteine-type endopeptidase inhibitor activity.